GUGGCGGGCGCGCGGGCGCGGGCGCCGGCCGGCGGCGGUUGGGUCAGCUGACCCGCGGCGGCGCUCGGCCUGUUGCAGCGGCCGGCCUCGGGCUCGCGGUCGCCGGCGCCAUGGCCAGCCAGUCGCAGGGCAUCCAGCAGCUGCUGCAGGCCGAGAAGCGGGCCGCCGAGAAGGUGUCGGAGGCCCGCAAGCGAAAGAAUCGGAGACUGAAGCAGGCCAAAGAAGAAGCUCAGGCAGAAAUCGAGCAGUACCGCCUGCAGAGGGAGAAGGAGUUCAAGGCCAAGGAAGCUGCGGCGCUGGGGUCCCACGGCAGUUGCAGCACGGAAGUGGAGAAGGAGACCCAGGAGAAGAUGACCGUCCUCCAAACCUACUUCCAGCAGAACAGGGACGAGGUUCUGGAUAACCUCCUGGCCUUCAUCUGCGACAUCCAGCCGCAAAUCCACGAAAACUAUCGCAUCAAUGGCUAGGCGGAGAAGAAAGCCACACCUGUUCCCGUGGAUUGACACCUGCCCGGGCACGGUGCUUUAGUGGAGCUUGAGUUGUAAUUGUGCAAAGGCAUUCAGUUAUUUAUAUGGUGGUAGGUUCCUUCCCUUUUCUGAAGAAUAGCAAAUCUAGUUUCUUUGUACGAACUCUAGCUUAUCCAAAGAUUUCAUCUUUUUACCUCAUUUUUCUUAGAAAUUUAAUAUACUUUGCUUUUCUAUGCCUUUUAGCUCAAGCGAUGUAUAAAUAUGUCUCAAUACUGAGUGUCUUUCUUAGAUGUUCUGAAAAAAAAAGGUGUAUUUUUGUUUUGUUUUUUGUUUUAAGAAAGAAAGGGAUCAAAAAAAAAUUUUUUUUUUCCCUAAAACUUUCUUAAAGGUCAGGGGCUUCAUCUAUGAAAAAGUAGUAAAUAGUUGUUUUUCCCCACGUCAAGCAGCCGCCGGCCUUAACCAGCCCUGCCCAGGGCCGGCACGUGACUCGCAGCGGCACCGCGGGGGCUGCUUUUCGUUUCCCCUCCCUGAAAUCACUAGGUGGUAGAAUUGGAGGACUUGUCCCAUCUUGUUCCUUGUGUUCCGACACGCGUUUAAAAGUAAAGACUGUGAAGUCAGGA
Molecule: messenger RNA, 1087 nt
Organism: Sorex araneus (European shrew)
Lineage: Eukaryota; Metazoa; Chordata; Mammalia; Eulipotyphla; Soricidae
Gene: ATP6V1G1
Product: ATPase H+ transporting V1 subunit G1
Exons: 3
Coding region: 111-467 (118 amino acids)
Biological process (GO): proton transmembrane transport
Cellular component (GO): vacuolar proton-transporting V-type ATPase complex
Molecular function (GO): proton-transporting ATPase activity, rotational mechanism
Source: RefSeq, a predicted model, not a curated record